AAGCUAUCGAUAAUAAUUAAUAACAAUCCUAGAAGUCAGAUCAUACCGUAGACAUAUACAUCCAGAUAUACACGACAUGACCUCCCCCAUCGCUCAACGUCAACUCGGCUCGUCCGGCCUUCAAGUCGGAGCCAUCGGGUUCGGAGCGAUGAUGAUGACCUGGUGUGACCCUAAAGAGGUCAAGAGCGAUGAAGACGCGUUCGCUUCCAUCAAAUCCGCCGUAGACGCCGGAGCGACCUUCAUCAACUCCGGCGCAUUCUACGGGAACCCCGGAUCAGAAACAGCCAACCUCGAACUCCUCCGACGGUUCUUCGACAAAUACCCGGAUUAUGUGGAUCGGGUCGUCUUGAGUGUGAAAGGGGGUGCGAAGGGGGGUAAGAUCUUCAGUGGGAUUGACGCUAGCAUGGAAAACCUCCGAGCAGACCUCGACCGGAUCCAUACCGCCCUCGGUCCCAAGAAGAAAGUCGACAUCUACGAGGUCGCCCGUGUAGACCCUACGAUGACGAUCGAGGAGAUCAUGAAAAACCUGGUCGAGUUGAAGGAAGAGGGGCAUUUCAAGCACAUUGGCGUCUCAGAGAUCCACCCGACAGCUCUCCGGAAAGCCCACGCCGUCCAUCCGAUCGCAGCCGCCGAGAUCGAGAUCUCCGUGUUCAACCUCCAACCGGAAGCGCUCGAGGUCGUCAAGGUCGCCGAGGAAUUGGGGAUCGCUGUGGUCGCUUAUUCACCCCUUGGAAGAGGAAUGUUGACGGGACGAUACCGUUCCCCCGAAGAUAUCCCUGCGGACGAUGUGAGGAAGAAGAAUCCUCAAUUCCAGGGGGACAACUUCAAGAUCAACUUGGAGAUCGUCGACAAGCUCACGGCGAUCGCCGAGAAGAAGGGAGUGUCUUCGGGUCAAUUGGCCUUGGCGUGGUUGCUCCAAAAGUCUGACAAGAUCAUCCCUAUUCCCGGCUCAGGCUCAGCCAAACGUACCGUCGAAAAUAUCCAAUCCGUCAACGUCCACCUCUCCUCGGAAGAGCUCGGCGAGAUCGAAGGCAUCUUGAGCAAGUUCAAGCCCGCCGGAGACCGAUACGCCAACAACGGGCACGGGUUGUUGUGGGGCAAGGGAAGGGAGGAUUAGCGUCAGAUGCGAUGUGAGCAGUUGUAGAAUCGAAAGGUUGUAACGACUUGAUCAGCAAAUAAGACGAUCAACAAACAAGAAGGCAACGAUGAUGUCGACAAGAGGGCUGGUCUGGUUUUG
This is a messenger RNA of Filobasidium floriforme, 1237 nucleotides long. RefSeq names its product aldo/keto reductase. The transcript is spliced from 8 exons. NCBI's taxonomy places the organism in Eukaryota, Fungi, Basidiomycota, Tremellomycetes, Filobasidiales, Filobasidiaceae. The coding region runs from base 77 to 1117 and encodes 346 amino acids. The record is from RefSeq and is a predicted model, not a curated record. Gene Ontology annotation, cellular component: cytoplasm.